Messenger RNA from Penicillium salamii, 1170 nucleotides. Lineage: Eukaryota; Fungi; Ascomycota; Eurotiomycetes; Eurotiales; Aspergillaceae. The record is from the annotation of a GenBank genome assembly.
AUGUCCUCGACGGAGAACAACAACCUGUCCGUUCUACCGCCCAUCCUCACCGAUGGAACGGUCAAACCGAAUCCGAAAGAUCGCCUAUCUACCUACUCCAACCUGUCUCUUGCGUCACAAAACCGCUCGCGCCCAGGCUCUCACGUCUUCCCAAUCUUCCACACCAGUCUUCCGUACGCCCUCGUCCGAGACUUCGCCUACCCCUCCACUCACCCCCUACACUAUGGACCUCCUCCGCCUCGGGCCUCGGGCGUCUCCACCCCAGCAAGUGAACACCGGCGCCUCUCCGAUCCACCCCCCUCGUGGGACACGCGCGGGUCCUGGGCAUUCCAAUCCGGCUCGGAGCCCAGUCAUGCUAAUGUUCAACAAUUGCCUGCGAUGUCCUUCGGGGAUGGACCUCCAUAUAGCGAGGAUGAGGACUUGCAUAGCCCGGUAGUCACUUCACGACAUCGCAAGAAAUCAUCCGAUAUGAAUGGCCUUGUAGACGAGAGAGUCAUGUCCGGAACGGGGAAUGAUCGGGGAAUGCUCGUCGGUAUCAAUGCCGAUGGCAGUGAAACUUACUAUGUAAACGAGGGAGAUACCGUCGAUGAUGGCCCCGGUGGGGAAUAUGUCACAUACCCCGCGAAUGAAGGGCGGUAUUCUAUCAUGGGUUACAGUGGCCCUGGUGGCCAGGGCUUUGAUACCGAUCCGGGCUUCGAGUCGGAGGAUGAGAUCCCCGGUGUGAACCGAUACUCAAGGGACUAUCAGUUCGCCGUGGGCUGUCCAGAUGAAGAGAUGCAUGGAAAAGCCGUUGCUCUCUUCGACUUUACACGGGAACAUGAGAACGAACUCCCUCUUACCGAAGGCCAGGUAAUUUACGUCUCAUACCGACACGGCCAGGGCUGGCUCGUCGCAGAAGAUCCCAAAACAGGCGAGAACGGCCUCGUCCCAGAGGAAUUCGUUCGCCUCCUGCGAGAUAUUGAAGGAGGCCUCACUUCGCUCAAUGAUGAUCCCAACCCAGACACCACUGGAACGGCAGACGUGAGCUUAGACUCUAAUGAGUCUGACCAACUACCCACGCCCACUCAGACGGAGCGCCCUUCGUUCAAUGGAGAAUCGAGCAAACCGACAAAUGGCGCCUCCAAAUCUACAUCAGAUCCCGAAGCCGAGUCCAAACCCAUAAAAACCUGA